AUGCUUUUCUCCCAAGCCCUCUUCUUCUCUUCGCUCAUACUUCUGGCAAGUGCCCAAGGGGAUGCUGUCUUCAAAGGUCUCCCGGGCCAGGGCCGGAGCAGGACGCCAACAUCCACCAGCAAGCUCAUGUCGCGGCGAGAUCUAGAGAAGCGCUGCGUAGGAACCUGCGAAGAAUGCUUCGGAGCCGGUUAUACACUUUGCCCCGGAAGCGACAUCUUCUGCUACUUGCCUGGAGAUGCGACCUAUGGCUUGGAUUCUUGCUCCUCCGACGGUUCCGACGGCUCCGACAGCGGGCUCGUUACGACUUCUACUGCGUCUGCAUCGGCACCGACUUCAACCAGUACCAGCGGCGUCGACGACCUUUGUUACCAGACCGGAGCGACUUGUGUGUCAUGCUUUGGCCCCGGUUAUCUUGAAUGCCCGGAUGGAUACCACUGCUACAAUCCAUCGGAUCCUUCGUAUGAUACCUGCCCCAGCGAUGGCUCAAGUUCGAGCGGCAGUGACAACGGCAACUCCACCACACCUAGCUGCAGUGAUCUCUACGGUGACGGAAAUAUCCCUUGCGGCACAGAUUCGUGCUAUGAUCCGGACGCCGGCGAAUCUUGUUGCGCUGGAGGAUACUACUGUGACGCAGGAUAUACAUGUUCGAGCACUCUCGGGAAAUGCGAUUAUGGCAGUGGCGGCUCCUCAGAAGGCUCCUCUUAUGAUACUACGACAUCCAACUACAUCUAUGCGACCCCUACCGAUGGCUUGGUUUACAGCACUCCAAGCUCUGUUGCGACCACCACCAGCAGCGACUCUUCGUCUAUACAAACCGGUGUCAGCCAACUCUCUGACUCGAGCGACGCCAGCUCUCUCUUGGUCGCCAAGGGUCUGUUGAUCGCAGCUGGCGUUGGUGCAUGGGUGCUGUAG
Fonsecaea multimorphosa CBS 102226 is the source of this 912-nucleotide messenger RNA. RefSeq lists its product as uncharacterized. Lineage: Eukaryota; Fungi; Ascomycota; Eurotiomycetes; Chaetothyriales; Herpotrichiellaceae. Bases 1 to 912 code for a protein of 303 amino acids. The transcript is spliced from 2 exons. The record is from RefSeq and is a predicted model, not a curated record.